GUACUUCCUUUUCCUAAGCCCUGACGUAAUAGGUCGUCGACGAAGCGACGGGAAGGAUGGGAAAUGUGGCGGAAGCCUCCCGGUAGGCGCCUCCUGAGCCAAUAGGGAAGCGGGAAGCCUGCGGGCGCCCUCCGUGGUCUUGCCACCAACUCUAGGUUCUCUCGGCGCUGAGAAUUAUGGAUCCGAACUUGCUUCGUGAACGAGAGCUGUUCAAGAAACGAGCACUCUGUACUCCUGCUGUAGAAAAACGCCCAGCAGCCUCUUCUGAGUCGUCAUCAUCAAAGAAGAAGAAAACAAAAGUAGAACAGGGAGGAUCAUCAAGUUCAAAGCAAAAUGCAGAACACAGCAAUGGAUCUUUUAACUUGAAAGCCCUUUCUGGUGGCUCUGGUUACAAGUUUGGUGUUCUGGCAAAGAUAGUGAACUAUAUGAAGACAAGGCAUCAGCGUGGUGAUACACACCCACUAACUCUAGAAGAAAUACUGGAUGAAACUCAACAUCUAGACAUCGGACUAAAGCAAAAACAAUGGCUGAUGAGUGAGGCCCUUGUCAACAAUCCCAAAAUAGAAGUUGUAGAUGGGAAAUAUGCUUUCAAGCCUAAAUACAAUUUGAAAGAUAAAAAAGCUCUACUCAGACUCUUGGAUAAACAUGACCAGCGAGGCUUGGGAGGAAUACUUUUGGAAGACAUUGAGGAAGGACUGCCCAAUGCACAGAAAGCCAUAAAGGCUUUAGGGGACCAAAUCAUCUUUGUUACACGGCCUGAUAAGAAAAAAAUUCUUUUCUACAAUGAUAAGAGCUGCCAGUUUUCAGUGGAUGAAGAAUUUCAAAAACUGUGGAGGAGUGUUCCUGUGGAUUCCAUGGAUGAAGAAAAGAUAGAAGAGUAUCUGAAACGUCAGGGUAUUUCUUCCAUGCAAGAUGCAGGCCCAAAGAAAAUAGUGCCUAUUCAGAGGAGGAGGAAGCCUGCUUCUCAGAAGAAACGGAGAUUCAAGACUCACAAUGACCAUUUGGCUGGUGUAUUGAAGGACUACUCUGAUGUGGUUCCUAGCAAAUAGUGUCUUCUGGAACGAACUCUUUGAGAGCAUUGAUGCAGCUGUUCUGUUGCUCCAAAGGACAUGUGAUGUGGUUCUUCCCCAUCCCAGUCCUGAAGCAGACAGGAAGAAACAGCUGUUGAAAGUAAAGAUAAAGUAUUCAUCGACGUGCUUAUUUGUAUUUAACACAAACUUGGAUCAAGGGCAGCUUGCUCUUGGUAGGCUUUUGUUACUGGGGUAAACAUAUUUAGCAUGUAAUAUUAAGGUUCACGUUCUUGAAGAAAUCUUUGGGGUUUUGUGGGUAUUAUCUUCUAUUCAGCUGGUGUUGACUUAGAGAUAAAACCAAGUAUUUGUUUUAUCUAUGUCAUAAAAACCAGUUUAUAAUAAAAAAUAUUUCAGAAAAA
This is a messenger RNA of Anolis sagrei ordinatus, 1429 nucleotides long. It is a transcript of the gene GTF2E2, whose product is annotated as general transcription factor IIE subunit 2. Lineage: Eukaryota; Metazoa; Chordata; Lepidosauria; Squamata; Anolidae. Gene Ontology annotation, cellular component: transcription factor TFIIE complex. Gene Ontology annotation, molecular function: TFIIH-class transcription factor complex binding. The record is from RefSeq and is a predicted model, not a curated record. Gene Ontology annotation, biological process: transcription initiation at RNA polymerase II promoter.